AUGGUGUUCGAAAGCAUUGUCGCCGACGUGCUGAACCGAUUCGUCGGUGAGUACGUCGAGAACUUGGACAAGAAGCAGCUGAAAAUUGGCAUCUGGGGAGGUGAUGUCGUGCUCAACAAUCUUAUUUUGAAGCAAAGUGCUCUCAAAGAGCUCGAUUUGCCUGUGACGACUUUGUACGGACAUCUGGGAAAGCUGGUGUUGAAGAUUCCCUGGAAAAAUCUUUACAGUGCACCAGUGGAAGCGAUCGUAGAUAAGCUGUAUGUGUUGGCCGUGCCUAAUACCGACGUUCGGUACAGCGAGGAAAAGGAGCAGCGAAAUGCAUUCGAAGCGAAAAAAGCUGAGCUGGUCCGCAUUGAGCAGGCGAAGAAAAACGAGGAAGACAAGGAGAAGGUUGGUCCGGUGGCGGACAAAUCGUUUGCGGAAAAGCUGACCACCCAGAUCGUGAACAAUGUGCAGAUCAAAAUAUCGGACAUACAUAUUCGGUACGAAGAUACGACUACCACCGGGCAUCCGUUCGCGUUCGGUGUGACAUUGAGCAAUCUGAGCGUGCACACAACGGACGAGAACUGGGUGCAAACGUUGGUGUCGGAAUCGGUGACGAAGAUAUACAAGAUGGCCCAGCUGGAGAUGCUUUCGGUGUACAUGAACUGCAACACUCAACUGUUUCAGAAUUCUGAUCCGUCCGAGUACCGAGCCCUGUUCGAAGCGUCGAUUGCAUCGAAAACGCGACAACCAGUCGAUUAUCACUAUAUUUUUGGACCGAUCAGUUCCGGCGCGUGUCUCGAAAUGACACCAAAUCCCGAGCUGGGCGAAUCACCAUUCACGUCGCCUAAAAUCAAAUUAAAGCUCUGCAUGGAAACGCUUGCGAUCGGUAUUACACGAGUACAGUUUCAAAACACCAUGCAACUGGUGGAAGCAUUCGGGCGGAUGAUGCGUGCUAUGCCGUACCGGAAGUACCGACCAUACGGAUUCGGCUACAAGGGCAACUUCAAGGAAUGGUGGCACUUUGCGUAUACCUGCAUCUUGGAGACGGAAGUGCGUCGCCGCAGACGGAACUGGUCGUGGGAAAAUAUGAUACGACACCGUCAAAAUUUGCGACGAUACGAAGAAGCGUACCGGCAGCAACUGACGGCGAAGAAAGUAACACCGGAGAUCGUGAGCCGUAGCGAGGAGUACGAGAAAAUACUCGAUCUUCACAACAUCGUCGUCAUACGGCAGAAGGUAGCAUUGGAGGUGGAAAAGGAAGGCAAGCGCCAAGCGGAGGAGCAAAAGUCGGCCGGAUGGUUUAGUUCUUGGUGGGGUGGAGGAGCCAAAAAAGAGGAAGAUUCUGCUGGCGCUGACAUCAAGAAACAGUUUGAAGCGGCAAUGACACCGGCUGAAAAGGCAAAACUUUUCCAAGCCAUCGGGUACCAGGAGAAUGACGCACCUACUGAGCUACCGGAGCAUUAUGUGGCUCAGAUAUUGGAGUUCGAGUUGAACUCGUUGGAAGUUUCGAUCAAAUCGGAACUAUCCGAUAAGGAAACCGUUCUGAACCGUGUGAUGUUGCUGGAGUUGAAGAAUGUUAUCUGUGGUGUGGAACAACGCCCAUCAGCGGCCGCUAUGAAAGCAUCACUUGGUAUGCAGGAACUUUCUAUUUCGGGCCUGCGACAAGGUGAGAUACUUCCCAUCAUGGUGAAAUCCCAACUCGAGGGAUCCAAGACACUGUUGGACGUGUCUUUCGAAACAAAUCCAGAGGAUAAGCUAUGCGAUCAGCGAGUCGUGGUCACUUCCAGACCGCUACAGAUCGUGUAUGACGCUGAAACCAUAAUUCAACUGACAAAAGUUUUUCAAACACCGCGCACGGCAACAAUUUCUCAGUUAACUGAUGCAGCGGCCGAAAAGUUGGUUAACAUUAAAGAACGUUCCGCGACUGGGUUACAGUACGCUAUUGCAAAACAUCCUCGCCUGGAACUGAACAUUGAUAUUAUGCCCAGUUACAUCAUUGUACCUCAUGGUGGCCUAUUCUCGAGCCGUGAAUCGGUAUUAGUGCUCAGCUUGGGUAAACUUUUAGUCCAAACCGAACCACGGCCAAUCAACCAAAGAGAUGUACACACGAUGCACGGUGAAGGUGUCGGACAGGAAGAAAUAUUGUCGGAAAUCAUUCGCCAAAGUUACGAUAAGUUUGUGCUAGAGGUACGCGACGUUCAAGCGAUCGUGGCCACAUUCGACGAGGAUUGGCAGGGUACGCUACGGGUGAACACUGUAACGGAAAUGCAUCUGUUGGAGCCAACAUCGUUCCGAAUUUCGGCACAUCUCUGCGUCAUCGAUGACGAUCCGCGGCUCCCGAAAUGCAAAAUAUUCGGUGUACUCCCGUCGGUCAAUAUUUGCGUCACUGAGCAACGUGUGCUGGAGGUGUUGUCGAUUGUGAGCAGCAUUCCAUUACCCGAGAGUGACGAAAAAAUACAACCAGCUCCGAUCGCAAAGGAUUCGAAUGUGUUCAGUUCCAGUUUGUCCCUGCUGAAAUAUCUAGAUGAAAAGCAGGUGAAAUUACCAAAAAUUCAUCGUUCGCCCGAUGCACUCAAUCCGACCGAUGCAGUCGAUGGCGAUGUCGUGCAAUUUACCGAUAUGGAAAUAAAAUUCGAGCUGCACGAAUGUUCGCUAACGAUUUACAAAAUGAACGGCGGUGGAACCGGUAGCAGCUCGUCCGAUGUGUUUGCUACACCAACUGAAGAAUUUUCGCAGUCACCUGUGGAGCAUAAUUUUCAACCGCAGAAAAGUGUUGCCUUCAGCAUGCCCUACACUUCUGUUGGUACGAAUCAGCGGAAAAUAAUUGCCUUCAAGGUAAAGCAACUGGAAAUGACGAUGGUGCAAAGAACGUACGAUCUGAAGGUUGCUCUGAAGCUUGGCGCAGUAACGUUGGACCAGUUCCGUUGGCGCAACGAGCAGGAACGUGUGUUGAAUGUCAUUCAAACGCCAAAGUACGAUAACAACGACGACUAUCUUUUCAUCGUAAACUAUAACAAUUGUAAGAAAAAUAGUCCCGAGUUCGCGACGAAGUAUGAAUCGGUAGAACAAGAGGUGGCUAUCGAUUUCUCUACCCUGCUGUUGCUGCUGCACGAGGACGCUCUCAAUGAGUUGAUCCAGCUUGGCAACGAUUUUCAGGUACGGAUGGAAGCGGUGGCAAAGAAGCAAGAAUCGGACUCAAACGGACAGCAGCCGAAAGAUCAUUUUGCCACGAUACACGAAGAAGAAAGUGCCGCGACCGCAUUGUUGAAUGCGGCUCGCGAAAGAUUACCGACGAUAUUGGAGGAUGAUGGUGUUGUUACUACCAGUUCCAACAAAGUUUCUCGUAAACGUCGAUCAAUUGUAGAUAGCAUCAAGGUCAGGGUGGUAGCAAAGCUGGAGGAUGUCACGGUGGAGUUGCAAAACGAUAAAAGAUCGUUGGCCGUUCUGGAGGUAAAAAAUCUCACCAGUAGCGUAAUUAUGAAGAGCUCGUACACAGAAAUAAAGCUACGGUUAGAGGACAUAGUUCUUACCGACACUAAUCCCGACACAAUACACAGCAAGAUAGUGUCCAUCAUUGGCGAUGAUGCGCUGCAGGUGCAGGUGAUUUUGUUCGAUCUUGACGCUACAUCGGACUACAACUCCGAUAACAUGCGAAUCGAAGUGGUGAUGGGAUGUGCACGAAUUGUGUUCCUGAACUGGUUUGUUACAUCCGUGCUGGCGUUUUUGGACAAUUUCCAGGCUGCCCAACAACGCAUUAAAGACGCAAGUGCUGCUGCAGCCGAAGCAGCAAAGAACAACGUUGUCGAAGCAUACACGCAGGCUACUCGCAUGAAGCUUAAUAUUAAGGUGAAGGCUCCGAUUAUUAUCAUACCGGUUGACUCGAGGAGUUUAAAAGCGGUCGCAAUGGAUUUCGGUCAUCUAAGCAUUACUAAUAAUUUCCGUGAUAUUCCAACUGAGAAUCAGCACGGUCCUGCUGUGAUUGAUGAGAUGAAAAUAGAGCUGAAGGAUAUGAAGCUAGCGAAGGUGGAGGUUUCCCAUGCGGAAUCUAGUGCGGAAUCGUUUUCGCGGUACGGCUCAGAAGAUGUGUGCUACGGGCUCGUACCGGAUCAGGGAGCCGUCCUCAGUCCAACUAGCUUUACGUUGAUCAUGAAGCGUAAUCUAUCUUCUGGUUGGUAUCGCGAUCAUCCAGAUAUGGACAUUUCAGGUCGUUUGAAGGCUGUUGAGCUGAAUUUCAUCGCCACCGAUUAUAGUGUAAUAAUGCAGAUCCUGUCCAAAAAUAUGACGGAGGGCCAGAAUGAGUUUAAAAAGCCUGCAAAAGUUGAAAAAUCACCCACUAGUCCACAAGUGUGCUACAAUAACACGGUUACUACAACUGCUGAAGUAAAUCUGUCGCCUGAUGGGAAAUCUAAUUGGUCGACAGUGGCCAAGAAAGCAACGGCCAAACCAUUCGGUGUGGAUGUGAUGCAAUUGAAGACGGCAGAAAACAAAUCUUCGGACAAGGAGAAGGAAACGGCCAAAGUUGACACGUUUCUUAAAUUUAGUUUUCAAGUGGACAGUAUCAACAUUAAACUUUUCACCGCUCCUGGAGAGGGUCUAGCCGGUUUCGAAGUGUUUUAUUUAUCGCUGCAGGGCAGAAAGCUUACGGACGGUAGUUUAAACACAGCAAUAGUACUUUGUGAUAUACGGCUUGACGACAUUCGACCAAAUCGUGAAAACAUGCUCACCAGAUUAAUGGAGCGUCGAUCACAAGAUACGUCGUUGGAUAUGUCCAGCGGGAAGCAAAACGAAGAGGAACCAGAAUCAUCGAUGGUAUCGCCUUUACGAUCCAUGAUAAACAUCACCUUCAACAUGAAGGAAAGUGAUAUGUUUGCGGACGUGAAGGUGUCCAGCUUUAAUUUGAUCUUAUCGGUCGACUUCCUGUUGAAGUUGCAGCAAUUCCUGCAGCCAGAAGAACUGGCCGAGCAAAAGUCACUACAAGCAGCAGAAGUGGAGCAAACAGAGCGCUCACGGCGUGCUAGUACAUCCGCUGGCGCUGCCAAUCAACAGCAGGAGGCCGGACAAAUUACACUUAUUUUGAAGAUCGAGCAACCGGACAUUAUUUUGGUGGAAAAGAUGGAUGACAUCAAUUGUUAUGCGCUGAUUCUGAACAACGAAAUUGCACUGAAUGUUCGGCUGAUUGGAGAGCGGCAAAUCAUCAAGGGAGAGCUGAAGGAUCUCUGUUUGUACUAUGCCGAAUUUAAUCCCGAACGCCGGAACUCCACGAAACAUUACGUUGUUCGACCGUGUUCGAUUAGCUUAAACGGUUCGACACCCGAAGGGCUAGGUCUGCAUCUAAGCAUCAACUCUACUGAGAUUGAACUCUCAGUGUCACCGGCGGUGAUCGAACUGAUGAACAAUGCUCUGCAAACGCUAACCGCUAAGGAGCAGUCGAAAUUCAACGAAUCCGCAACGGCGUCCGAUUAUGAGCAAUUGUGGCAUGUGAAAGAGUUCGAUCCAGAUCAAUAUUGGUUCAUCCAACCGGAAAUGGCGGAAGACGCGUUGAGCUUGGAAUCAAUGCGAACCAUCGAGAUCAAAGAAGAAAAGUGCAUGAUCGACAUACCGUGUAUCUCGCUGAUUGUUGAAACUGGGCUAGGUACGAACACGAUUCCGAUGCUAUACAUCAACACUAGUUUGGAAGGAUCGGUUGCUAACUGGAGUUCGGAAAUGAAGAUAAAUAGCUCUCUGCGGUUGAGCAUGUCGUACUACAACCAGGCACUCGCUCUUUGGGAGUACGUUAUUGAGCCAAACGUAAUGGAACAACCGAACGGGCAGAUCACAAAUAUUCCUUGGGAGCUGACGUUUGAUUUGGAAGUGGAUCACCACGAAGAUCGGUCACGAGAACCGACUACCCGGAUUCAUAUCGCUUCAAGGGACAGUCUGGAAAUGACGGUCACUAAAACAUGUCUAGACGUAGUGCAGAAUCUCGGCAAAGCCUUUUCUGAGGCUAUAAAACGGGACGGAAUAAUCAAAUCAGAAAUACAAGCCCCAUAUGUUGUGCGCAAUGAUACCGGUCAGGAUGUGAAGGUGAAUUUGGCUGCUAGUGAUUUCAACAUACACCGUUCCCAUCUCAGCUCAACGAAUCUGGACGAUCUGAUUGCGUUCGAACAUUCGGUAGAUGAAGAACAGUCGGUAAGCAAUUGCAUUGUAAUGCCAAACGGACGAUUACAAUUGCAACCGAAACAGCACAGCUCCGAAAGAAGUACAAUCCUCACAGUGCUGGACGAUAACGACACUAGCAAGCGUAUGUUUGUAAAGGUGAUUGUAGGGGAUACGGAUAAAGAACUGACGCUGCCGGUGUAUAAAUCCGACAAACGAUACUUCCCGCUGUUUCGCAACACAGGCCAAGAAGCAUGGGGAAUCAUUUCGGAGGUGAAAAUCGAACACGGUUGUACAGUGCUGGUGCUUCGUAGCAUUGUGCAGGUGUACAAUCACUUUACCGUCCCAAUAGAUGUGUUUCAGUAUAUCGACCAUGAAAAGUAUCUUAUCGGCGAGGUGCGUGCGGGUGGUUAUUUAAAUGUACCACUGUACUACCUGUACAACGACUCCAGGGAGUUGCACUUUUCGAUAAAAGGCUACCACUCCUCAGCACAAGGAAUCAGUUGGAAAGAAUCGCCCAACAGUUUCGAGCUAAUGAAGGCACUCCAGUGUGAUCCCAUAAAAACAUUCGAACCGUUUUAUAUAAAUGCUGUUCGGCAACGUCAGGACGUGUUUUACAUGAUAUCAUCUAACCAUACAAUGUUAAGUGCAUGCUACGAAAUUCACCUACGGCCACCGUUUAUGCUGCGAAACGCAUUGCCAAUCGGGCUUACCAUUUCUGUUGCCGGGUGCUCCGUCCGUCGCGAAUUGGAUACUGGCUUGGUGACCAGCAACGAAAGCCUUUCGAACGCUUCGACCGUCGCAGGAGAAGAUUAUUUGGAUUAUGGAGAAAAAUUGCUUCGACCAGGAGAAUUAUUGCAUCUGCCGACUGUCAAAACGUCUGCCCGAUCUGCAACAGAAACUUCGUACAUUGUGGCAAGACUUGUUGACUAUCUGGAUAAAGAUUGGUCGUGCACAACGGAUAUACCUGCUCAACCUCCAGAAUUUGGCGUGUGGACAUUCAACGCAUACGAUUCCGUGGAGGUUAUGUCAUUGCAACUCGGAGUAAAGUAUGAAAAUCGUGCGGAUGGUUUAACCUUGAUCGUGUACUGUCCAUUCUGGAUGCUAAACAAAACAGGACUAAUGCUGAGCUAUCGGAAAUCCAGCAAAACGGAGAAGAAAGAGUUAGCCGGUAAAACUAAUUACAAGCUUCCAUCGAAGUAUAUGUGUCCGAUGCUUUGGAAAUUAUUAAACAGUUGUGUGUCCAAGGAAGAAGCAAAUGACGAGAAUACCAAUAUUCUCUACCAUCCACCAGAAUACGAGGGACCAAUAUUGUUUUCGUUCCGCGAAAAGGUAUUCUUUGGCAAGAAGAAGGCAGCCAUUCGGGUGGACACCGGCGAAUGGAGCGAUAAAUUUUCGUUGGAUGUGGCCGGUUCUAGUGGCGUAGUGUUGUGCCAGGCUAAUAACAUGACGUACCAGAUUGGAGUGAAUAACACCCUGACGCACAAUUCGCUCACGAAGCAGAUUGUCUUCAUGCCGUACUUUGUGCUGAUUAAUCGGGCAAACUUUGAUGUCGAAGUGCAAGAGUAUCUUCGGCCAGGCGAUCCGUGGACAAAGGUGGGUGUCAACGAAUGUGUCCCGCUGUGGCCGAAAACGGAGGACAAUCGUAUGCUGAAAGUGAAGAGCUGCGAUCGGCCCGAAGUGACGGCACCGUUCAAAUACACCGAGGUGCAGUGCACGCUGCUACAGUUGCGCAACCGAUACGGGGGUAUUAACGUGGACGUUCACGUUACCGAGGGUGCAAUUUACAUCACCUUCACUGGUUACUAUCCCGGCGAUGCACCGGCACUACUAAUGAACCACACGUGCGAACCAUUCGCAUUCAAGGAAAAGGGCGAUGUAAACGGGAAAAUAUUGAUGCCAUCGCAAAAAGUACUCCAUACGUGGAUAGAUCCUGCCGGAGAACGCAAGAUUGUGUGGGAAAGUGGAUCGAAGGCGCAACCGAUCGAGAAUGAUCUGCGACGGGACGGUAUCAGUGAGUUUAAAUCGCCAACGGAUAGCGUCAUCUAUUGGGUAUCGUUUCUGAACGGCACUCAACGCGUGCUGCUCAUAACGGACAACUGCAACAUCGCGUACGGAGUGCACAGUGCUAGCCGGCUUGACCAGGUGACGCAGGAAGUGAAGUUGGAAAUACACGGGGUCGGGCUAUCGCUGGUGAACAAUGCUAAACCGACUGACCUGAUGUACAUCGGUAUCGCCAGCUCCGGGGUGAUUUGGGAGGAACGUAAACGGUCCGGUCGGUUCCGCCAGAUGAAGAUCCAGGAAACGAUUAACAUGGAGAAUCAGUAUCAGCAGUACCUGCGCGAUCAGGAGGUAGGAACGGUGGCAAACAAACGUUACGUGCUGGACAGUGAAUCGCGCCAACAAAUCGACUUCCAGAACAUGAUCAUUCACAAAUCGACUGAGCGGUCGAUCAAGCGUACGUUCUAUCCGGGGCUAUGGGUAGAAAUCAAAUCGUCCAGCCAUCAGCUACAGUUCCACGCGAAGAUUAACCGAAUUCAGAUCGACAAUCAGCUGGUGGAUUGUAUAUUCCCCGUUGUGCUGGCACCAGUACCGCCACCGAAGAGUGUAGCGGCAACGACUGAAUUUAAGCCGUUUGUCGAAAUGAGCAUGGUACAGCGUAUCAUUCCACAUUCAAACAUUAAACAGUUUAAGUAUCUACGCGUCCUGAUUCAAGAGUUCCACGUGAAGGUGGAUCUGCUGUUUAUAAAUGAAAUCUGUGAAAUGAUCAGCAGUGAGAUCACCGAAACAGAAGCGAAACGAUUAUUUGCCGAGGAUCUGAAGCUUCAAACACAACCACUUCACGCACACGUAGCCAUCCAAUCGCAGCAGGAAGUAAAGAACUUCUACGACAAUCUUCACCUGGGGCCGCUCAAAAUUCACGUCAGCUUCUCCAUGGCUGGUUCCGAAUCGAAGGCUCUGCCAGGAAUCUUGUCGACGAUUCUGCAGGGCGUUGGUGUGACGCUGACCGACAUCAACGAUGUCGUGUUUCGGUUGGCCUUCUUCGAACGUGAAUAUCAAUUCUUAACCCAACGACAGCUGGUUUCAGAGUGUGUUGCGCACUAUAGCGGACAGGCGGUAAAGCAGCUGUACGUGUUGGUACUUGGGCUGGACGUGAUCGGGAAUCCGUACGGCUUAGUGGUUGGGUUUACCAAAGGUGUGGAAGAUCUGUUCUACGAACCGUUCCAGGGUGCCAUACAGGGUCCGGGAGAGUUCGCCGAAGGUUUAGUUCUGGGGGUAAAGUCCUUAUUCGGUCAUACGGUUGGUGGUGCGGCCGGAGCCGUUUCGAAAAUAACCGGUGCCAUGGGCAAAGGCUUGGCUGCAUUGACGUUCGAUGAUGACUUCCAGAAGAAGCGUCGCGAUGCGAUGAACAAAAAACCGGCCAGUCUGCAGGAGGGGAUAGCUCGCAGUGGCAAGGGGCUGGUGAUGGGUGUGUUCGAUGGUGUCACGGGUGUGUUUACCAAACCGAUCAGCGGCGCCAAAGAGGAAGGCGUGGAAGGAUUCUUUAAGGGUCUGGGCAAAGGUGCCGUUGGUCUAGUGGCCCGUCCAAUCGCCGGUGUGACGGAUUUCGCUAGCGGUAGUUUCGAUGCCGUUAAGCGCGCUACAGAGUUGUCUGAUGAGGCUAUUCGUCUGCGACCUCCACGAUACCUGCACAAGGAUGGUAUUGUGCGACCGUACAAUCGAAAAGAAGCGGAAGGUUGUAAACUGUUAAGGGAAGUUGAUAAAGGGAAGUUUGCUGCCACGGACGCGUACGCUUAUUACGAGGUGAUCAUUGACAAAAAGGACGUCGUCGUCCUGACGGACAGUCGCAUUAUCUAUGCUACAAAAAGUGAAAUGUUUGGUGGAUGGCAGUCCGAGUGGACACACAAAUGGACUGAAGUCAUGAGCAUCUCCACUUUGAACGAUGGCGUCGAGCUGCUGUUACACAAUCGCGAUGGAAAGAAAACAUUGAAAAAAAUGUUCGGUUCAUCAGGACCUACCAAAAAGAUUCUCCUCAUAUCGGUCGCAGCCAGACGAGCUAGACUCGCUGAAGAAAUGCAACAAUUGUUGGCGAAGGUUCAGCAACAUACUUAG
Anopheles marshallii is the source of this 10233-nucleotide messenger RNA. It is a transcript of the gene Vps13, whose product is annotated as intermembrane lipid transfer protein Vps13. Gene Ontology annotation, cellular component: extrinsic component of membrane. The record is from RefSeq and is a predicted model, not a curated record. Gene Ontology annotation, biological process: protein retention in Golgi apparatus; protein targeting to vacuole. Bases 1 to 10233 code for a protein of 3410 amino acids. NCBI's taxonomy places the organism in Eukaryota, Metazoa, Arthropoda, Insecta, Diptera, Culicidae. The transcript has 23 exons.